AUGAGCGCUCCCAAGCUCGCCGAGUUUGGCAUUCGCCAUGUGGCCAAAGGAAUUGGACGUCUCUCCACAGAAGUCAUCGAAAGCGGCUCGGGGAGCUAUGUGACCAUGGCGUCGGGGAAGAGGAUGCUCGACUUCACUUGCGGGAUUGGCGUGGCCAAUCUGGGCCAUUGCCAUCCCGCCGUCACCAAGGCCGUUCAAGCUCAGGCCGCCAAAAUCGUCCAUGCUCAGGUCAAUAUUGCGUUCCAAAAACCCUAUCUCGAGCUCAUCGAGUCGCUAUUGCCGCUGAUGCCGCACAAAUCCCUCGACACGUUCUUUUUCUGGAACUCGGGUUCGGAAGCCGUGGAGGCGGCCGUCAAGCUGGCUCGCCAUGCCACCAAGAAGCAGAACAUCAUUGUCAUGCAGGGCUCUUACCAUGGCCGCACCUUCGGGACCAUGGCAAUGACGCGGUCAAAGACCAUUUAUUCCGAGAAUUAUGGACCACUUAUGCCAGGAGUGUUUUCGGUGCCGUUCCCUUACUGUGCGCAGUGUUCCAUUGCUCAACAUACCGGCAAACAUGGCUUCGACAACUGCUGCAUGGAUCCUGUGACUCAGCUGGAGCUCCUCCUCAAGAGGGAAUCAGCCCCGUCAGAUACCGCAGCCAUCUUCAUCGAGCCCGUUCUCGGAGAAGGCGGAUACGUUCCCCCUCCGCCAGGAUACCUCGCACGGGUCCGGGAGAUUUGUGACAAGAACAACAUCCUCCUUGUCACAGAUGAAGUGCAAUCUGGCUUUGGUCGGACCGGCAAGAUGUUCGCCAUCGAGCACUGGGGCGUCCGACCCGACAUCUUGGUCAUGGCCAAGGGCAUCGCAAACGGCUUUCCGCUGUCCGGGAUCGUGUCACGAAAGGAGCUAAUGGACACGCAGAAGCCCGGCUCCAUGGGCGGGACAUAUGCGGGCAACGCGGUGUCGUGCGCGGCCGGGGUCGCCGUGGCCAAGGCCUUCCAGGAGGAGAAGAUUUUGGAGAAUGUCAACGUGCGCGGCAAGGAAAUGGCCGACAUGCUGCGCCAGGCCAAAGCCGACUUUGGCCACAUGAUCCACGACGUGCGCGGGCUCGGGCUGAUGCAGGCGAUCGAGUUCGUGUCCGGCAAGGGCCUCGCCUCCAAGGUCCAGGCCAGGUGCAUGGACAAGGGCAUGCUGAUCCUCACCACCUCCAUCUACGACACCUUGCGGUUCAUCCCGCCGCUGAACAUUUCCGAGGCAGACAUGGCAAAGGGCCUGGGUAUCCUCCGCGAAGCCAUCGAGGAGGUUGCCGCCGGUGAACAGCCGAGAGAGACUGGAACAAACGGUCAGGCUCCGGAGUAG
Fonsecaea nubica is the source of this 1338-nucleotide messenger RNA. RefSeq names its product 4-aminobutyrate transaminase. Gene Ontology annotation, molecular function: identical protein binding; transaminase activity; pyridoxal phosphate binding. The transcript has a single exon. The record is from RefSeq and is a predicted model, not a curated record. Lineage: Eukaryota; Fungi; Ascomycota; Eurotiomycetes; Chaetothyriales; Herpotrichiellaceae. The coding region runs from base 1 to 1338 and encodes 445 amino acids.